This is a messenger RNA of Lycium barbarum (goji berry), 972 nucleotides long. RefSeq lists its product as uncharacterized. The transcript has 4 exons. NCBI's taxonomy places the organism in Eukaryota, Viridiplantae, Streptophyta, Magnoliopsida, Solanales, Solanaceae. The coding region runs from base 1 to 972 and encodes 323 amino acids. The record is from RefSeq and is a predicted model, not a curated record.
AUGGGAUUUGCAGACAUUUAUGUAGAUAUGAUAUGGAGGAUUAUUGCUAAUAAUUGGUAUCCUAUUCUUUUCAAUGGGAAAUCUCAUGGUUUCUUUCAUUCAGCAAGAGGGGUCAAGCUGGGGGAUCCUUUAUCUCCAGCUCUAAUUAUUUUAUCUGCUAAAGUGUUGUCUGCUGCUUUUAAUGCCUUAUUUGAAAAAGAUAGCUUUAGAGAGGACACUAUAAUAUUUGCUUCUGCAGAUAAGGUGUCAUCACAGGUGAUUAUGAAGAUUCUGAAGGAGUAUGAGGGGUUUUCUGGUGGUUGGGGUGUUGAGUCAAGAAGUACAGCAAAUUACAGGUUUUUGCAGAGUGGAGUUUCAAUCACAUAUUUGGGAUGUCCCAUAUUCCAUGCAAGAAUGCAAAAAUUAUUCUAUAAAGAGCUGAUGAAGAAGGUGAGGGACGAACUGCAAGUUUGGAAAGGUAAAUUACUUUUUGCUGGAGGAAAAGCAGUAUUAACCUCCAGUGUGUUACAAAGUAUUCCUAUCUACUUGUUGUCAAUUAUGGUGCCUCCAAAAUGUGUCAUACAAGAUCUGUAUAAGCUAUUUAACAGAUUCUUUUGGCAAACAAAAGAGGAAGGCAGAGGUAAACACUGGUCUGCAUGGGAAAAGAUUUGUAAUCCUAAAAAUGAGGGAGGUUUGGGGUUCAGAUCUUUAUAUGACAUUUCAAAAGCUUUGUUUCCUAAGGUUGGUCGAAAUUUUGGACCAUUGGUGUUGGUGCUGCUUAGACCAAAAAGAAACUAUGGAUCAUGUGUUUGUUACAGAACCAUUUGCAAGAAGUAUAUGGAGGUAUUUUUCAGCUGCAGUAGGUAUUGUAGGAACUUAUCAGCAGACAAAGCAGACAAUGUUACUAUGGUGGAAUGCAAAGUGUAUCACAAGGCUGAAGCCUGUUUAUCAGGCAAUCCCAGUCAUCAUCAUAUGGCAAUUGUGGAAGAGUAG